AUGCAAAAAAUCUAGCUUCGAACAUAAAUACCCCAAAAACCUCACUCACUCUUCCAUCAAAUCUCUCUCUCUCUCUCUCUCUCCGGUGUUCUAGCAUGCAAACAAGAGAUGAUCAUCGCUGAGAGAAUUAUGCUAUCUAAUCUUCUUUCUGUUGCUAUUUUAGGACUGCUCACAACUUCAUGGGGAGAAGACAGGCUUUUGGAUCCAUCCAGGUUGGAAAUGUUUGUGGAUGAGCUUCCAGACAUGCCCAAAAUACAAGGCUUUCAUGUUGUGUCUGGUGUUCUCAAGUCCAAAUCACUGAAGAUUGGCAUGUUCAAGAAGAAAUGGAAAUUCCAUCGAGAUCUACCCCCGACCCCGGUGUUUGCCUACGGUCUGACCAAGGACAAGGCAACUGUUCCUGGUCCAACAAUCGAGGCCCUUCAUGGAGUUGACACAUACGUGACGUGGAGAAAUCACCUCCCUAGAAAGCAUAUACUUCCUUGGGACCCAACCAUCCCAACAGCCAUGCCAGCUAACAAGAAGGGGAUUCCCACGGUGGUUCAUCUCCACGGUGGCAUCGAUGAGCCCGAGAGUGAUGGAAACUCAAACUCCUGGUUCACCUCUGGAUUCAAAGCAAGAGGGCCCACCUGGACCAAGAAAAAGUAUCAUUAUCACAACCAACAACACCCUGGUAAUUUAUGGUACCAUGAUCAUGCCAUGGGAUUGACUAGGAUCAACCUCCUAGCUGGCUUGAUUGGGGCGUAUAUUAUUCGUCACCCGGAUGUGGAGACGCCACUUGGACUCCCUAGCGGCGAUGAAUUCGAUCGGCCGUUGAUCGUUUUCGAUCGAGGGUUUCGCACUGAUGGUUCCAUAUACAUGAAUUCCACCGGAAACAAUCCCUCCAUACAUCCUCAGUGGCAGCCUGAAUAUUUUGGUGAUGCCAUCAUAGUAAAUGGCAAAGCUUGGCCACGUAUGACCGUACGACGUCGGAAAUACAGGUUUCGAAUUAUCAAUGCAAGCAACGCUAGAUUUUUUAGGUUCUUUUUCACCAACGGCUUGACAUUCAUCCAUGUGGGGUCCGAUUCAGCUUAUCUUAAUGAGCCGGUGACGACCAAUGAGAUUUUACUGGGGCCAUCUGAGAUCACUGACGUGGUUGUUGACUUUUCCAUGUCAAAGAAUGACACUGCUAUCCUGGCCAACAAUGCACCCUAUCCCUACCCAUCGGGGGAUCCAGUCAACGAAGUGAAUAGCAAGGUCGUCAAGUUUGAUAUCCUCAAUCAUCAAGAAUUCGACACGUGGCAAGUUCCCAAGAAGUUGAUAGAAUACCCAGCUCCAUCUUUAUCCAGUGUAUCGCGCACACGGUAUAUUGCUAUGUAUGAGUACACGAGCGAUAUCGACGAGCCAAUUCAUCUGUACUUAAACGGGAAACCGUACGAGGCACCCGUUACGGAGACUCCUAGAGUGGGGGCCACCGAGAUCUGGAACAUAAUCAAUUUGACAGAGGAUAAUCAUCCUCUGCACAUCCAUCUUGGACUCUUUAAGACGUUGGAUCAAACAAGACUGGUGAAUUUGGAAGAGUUCAAGAGCUGCAUGACGAAAAUCAACGAUGCGAUCAAGUGCCAAAUAAGCAAGCAUGCACGCGGCAAAAAGAUAGAGGUGCUGGCUCACGAAAAGGGGUGGAAGAACGUGUACAAGAUGACACCCGGAGUUGUGACAAGGAUCCUAGUCAAGUUUUCUUACAUACACUCGAACGCAUCGUACGCCUUUGAUGCAACUUCAGAGCCUGGAUACGUAUAUCAUUGCCACAUCUUGGAUCAUGAAGACAAUGUGAUGAUGAGGCCCUUGAAAUUCUUGAAUUGAGAAGAAUAUCCACAGAUGAUAUAGUACGUAGAGAGCCAAUGCAUAUUGAUUUUUGUAAGUCACUUUUCUUUACUAAUCUUGCUAUGAUAUCUCUUAUUCUGUUUUUAGAGACAAAUUCCUUUUUUUAUCUUUAAGCUUUUCUUACUCUGGAUCAGCUUUGAGAAACUAAGAAAUAAUCCUGUCAAUGGAGUGGUCAGAAUGUGUGUUUUUU
This is a messenger RNA of Juglans microcarpa x Juglans regia, 2050 nucleotides long. RefSeq names its product multicopper oxidase LPR1. NCBI's taxonomy places the organism in Eukaryota, Viridiplantae, Streptophyta, Magnoliopsida, Fagales, Juglandaceae. The transcript has 3 exons. The coding region runs from base 109 to 1839 and encodes 576 amino acids. The record is from RefSeq and is a predicted model, not a curated record. Gene Ontology annotation, molecular function: copper ion binding; oxidoreductase activity.